Paecilomyces variotii is the source of this 297-nucleotide messenger RNA. Its product is annotated as hydrophobin family protein. The record is from RefSeq and is a predicted model, not a curated record. Lineage: Eukaryota; Fungi; Ascomycota; Eurotiomycetes; Eurotiales; Thermoascaceae. The coding region runs from base 1 to 297 and encodes 98 amino acids. The transcript is spliced from 3 exons.
AUGCGCUUCUCUAUCAUCUCUGUUGCUACCAUCCUGGGCGCCGUCGCCGUCACCGCUGCUCCUGCGGCUGUGGAGGAACGCCAGUCCUGCUUGAACCCUCUCCUCUGCUGCCCUGAUCUCAAGACUCCUCUGGACCCUACCCUUGAUCCGAUCCUGUUGACUCUCGGUAUCAAUGCUACCGCUCUCGAGGGUUCUAUCUGCCUUAACGGCCAAGCCUACACCACCAGCUGCGCCACUGGCCCCAGGUGCUGCACGGAGGUCAACCUUCUGGGCGGUCUCGUCGCUCUCGGCUGCUAG